AUGGAAACAAAUGAGGAGAAAAGUGUGAGUGUGACUGGGGAUAUGGAAAACAUGGCUAGUGGUUUUGACAAUGCGGCCGCUGAGCACUUGGACAAAACUGUAAUUCAAACAUCGACUCCGCACCCAUCAGCCAAAAUACCACCAUCAGUCAUAACCUCGCAAACAACAGGAACUCAACGUUCACGCAAAUUAACAGCAACUCAACGACUAAAAAUUGAGAUGGACUUUUUGAAGACACAACACGAUCUUCAACAGCAACGCGCAAAAUUAGAAUUCCAGGAGAAGCAGAACGAGAUGCAACGACAACUACAAAUGGCACAACUGGAGGAUUGCAGCAACUACGAAGACUAUGACGACCAAAACGAUGAAAACCAAGCUGAAGGCAAUUGUGAAGACAACGAACACAUUGAUGACAUUGGCGUACAGGCUGCACUUCGAACAAGUUUGUAAACAGAUGGACACGCUCAUACAGAUAGGUGCGUUCUGGGGACGAAGACAAAAUGUGGAAUCCAAAUAGGGCAGUGGACAGCUUGAAGACAGACAACCAUUUGGAGGCGAAAUAUGCAGUACCACUUUGCAGAAAAACGAAGAUAAAUUGCUGGUGACGAUGCGUGA
Scaptodrosophila lebanonensis is the source of this 615-nucleotide messenger RNA. RefSeq lists its product as uncharacterized. The coding region runs from base 1 to 450 and encodes 149 amino acids. The transcript has 2 exons. NCBI's taxonomy places the organism in Eukaryota, Metazoa, Arthropoda, Insecta, Diptera, Drosophilidae. The record is from RefSeq and is a predicted model, not a curated record.